Molecule: messenger RNA, 1687 nt
Organism: Mauremys reevesii (Reeves's turtle)
Lineage: Eukaryota; Metazoa; Chordata; Testudines; Geoemydidae
Gene: OTUD1
Product: OTU deubiquitinase 1
Exons: 1
Coding region: 241-1476 (411 amino acids)
Biological process (GO): protein deubiquitination
Molecular function (GO): cysteine-type deubiquitinase activity
Source: RefSeq, a predicted model, not a curated record
AGCAGCAGCAGCCCCGCCCGCCGCGGCCCAGCAGCUUCCAGAAGGGCCGCGCGCGGGCUAGCGAGCGGGGGCCGCCCACAGUUGUGGCGCAGCAGGAAUUGCCGCCCUGCCGCCGCACCGCGGGCGGGGGGGAUGCUCCUGUUUAUUUUUAACCGGGCGGCUCAUCCUCUCCGGCUGCCCGAGCGCGGGCGCUCCCCGCCCUGGCCCCGCCUAUAAAAGGCCGCCCGCGGGGGGCUGAGGAUGCAGCUUUAUAGCUCUGUGAUCACCCACUACCCGGCAUCGGGGGCGGCGGCGGCAGCGGCAGCAGGCGGGGCGGGCGUGUUCAAGGUCUCCCUGCCGGCGGUGCCCCCCUCUCCGGACACAGCGAGCGCCGCGGGCCAGAGCCCGGCCGCCGAGCACCCCGCUAAGGAGAGUCUGGUGCCCGGAGGCAGCGGUGCCGCCAUGACCGCCUUCUCCUCCUGCCUGGAGCUGAUGCCGGGCGGGCCCGCGGCGGCCCCGCAGUACAGCUCCAGCGCGCAGAUCACCGUGAGCCGCAGGAGGCCGCUGGAGAGGAUCGUGCCCAUCCGCAUCGUGCAGCGCCCCGAGCCCCCCGUGGAGCUGGCCCCGGCCUCUCCGCAGAGCCGAGCCUGGCUCGAGGGCAUCCUGGAGAGCAUGAGACAAGCCGGCGGGGACGCGGAGACCGCCGCAGCCCCGCACCGCCCGGAGGAGCCCAGCAACCACAGCCUCCGCCUCAGCGAGCACUGCCAGGCUCUGCAGGCGGCGGCCGGCGCCCAGCCCGGCCCGGCAGCCUCCUGCGGCGGCGGCGAGGAGAGCAGCGGCCAGGCCCUGCCCUGCUCCCCGCUAGCGGAGGAGGAGGAGGGCCCCGGCCCAAGGAGGGGGCCGGAGCGGAGUGAGAAGCUGGCUCUGUACCUGGCCGAGGUGGAGAAGCAGGACAAAUACCUGCGGCACAAGGGCCGGUUCCGCUUCCACAUCAUCCCUGACGGAAACUGCCUGUACCGCGCCAUCUGCAAGGCCGUGUACGGGGACCAGCGGCUGCACAGCGAGCUCCGCGAGCAGACUGUGCACUACAUCGCCGACCACCUGCACCACUUCAGCCCCAUCAUCGAGGGUGAUGUGGGCGAGUUUCUCAUCGGUGCCGCCCAGGACGGCGCUUGGGCUGGCUACCCUGAGCUCCUGGCCAUGGGGCAGAUGCUGAACGUAAACAUUCACCUCACCACGGGCGGCAGGCCAGAGAGCCCCACCGUCUCCACCAUGGCCCACUACCUGGGCCCUGAGGACCCGGCCCGGCCCAGCAUCUGGCUGAGCUGGCUCAGCAAUGGGCACUACGACGCUGUGCUGGACUGUGUGUGUCCCAACCCGGAGUACGAGGCCUGGUGCAGGCAGACUCAGGUGCAGCGGAGGCGGGACGAGGAGCUUGCCAAAUCCAUGGCCAUGUCACUGUCUAAGAUGUACAUCGAGCAGAACACCUGCUCAUGAGACUGCCUAGUCUAGAGGCUCAAAGCCCUACUCCAGGUCAAGAGAGACAGUUUGCACCGGCCAUGGUGGUGAUGCCUUAAUCCUUCAUAAAGCAGCGGUGCCCUAGACUGAGGAGCCUCCCUACAAUAUUAAACCGGGGGGAUGACAAAUCCAAACUUGUAUUUGUAAUAUUCUCUUGUAUAAAGUUAGACCUGGAUUAUUUGGAAGCGGA